Prunus armeniaca (apricot) is the source of this 1038-nucleotide messenger RNA. Lineage: Eukaryota; Viridiplantae; Streptophyta; Magnoliopsida; Rosales; Rosaceae. The record is from the annotation of a GenBank genome assembly.
AUGUCAUUCAAGACAUACCAUGCUUUCUCUGUCACGGCGGCGAGGAAGGAAGAAAAGGAGGAAUUGCCAGUUCAUGGGCUAAUGGAUUCGGACACUAAUAUAAUUAGAUCUGCUCUUCAUAGACAAACUUGGGAUUUGCGAUCCCAAGUAAGAUCGGUUCAGGAUCAUGGGAUCCUUUUCUAUCAGAUGGGAAGGGCUGUUGCACAAAAUGUACUUCUAAGUAAUUGCUCCAUAGAUCCUAUAUCUAUCUAUAUGAAGAAGAAAUCAUGUAACGAAGGGGAUUCUUAUUUGUACAAAUGGUACUUCGAACUUGGAACGAGCAUGAAGAAAUUAACGAUACUUCUUUAUCUUUUGAGUUGUUUUGCCGGAUCGGUCGCUCAAGACCUUUGGUCUCUACCCCAACCCGAUGAAAAAAAUGGGAUCACUUCUUAUGGACUCGUUGAGAAUGAUUCUGAUCUAGUUCAUGGCCUAUUAGAAGUAGAAGGCGCUCCGGUGGGAUCCUCACGGACAGAAAAAGAUUGCAGUCAGUUUGAUAAUGAUCGAGUGACAUUGCUUCUUCGGCCCAAACCAAGGAAUCCCUUAGAUAUGAUGCAAAAUGGAUCUUGUUCUAUCGUUGAUCAGAGAUUUCUCUAUGAACAAUACGAAUCGGAGUUUGAAGAAGGGGAAGGAGUCCUCGACCCGCAACGGAUAGAGGAGGAUUUAUUCAAUCACAUAGUUUGGGCUCCUAGAAUAUGGCGCCCUUGGGGCUUUCUAUUUGAUUGUAUCGAAAGGCCCAAUGAAUUGGGAUUUCCCUAUUGGGUCAGGUCAUUUCGGGGCAAGCGGAUCAUUUAUGAUGAAGAGGAUGGGCUUCAAGAGAAUGAUUCGGAGUUCUUGCAGAGUGAAACCAUGCAGUACCAGACACAAGAUAGAUCUUCCAAAGAACAAGGCUUUUUUCGAAAUAAGCCAAUUCAUUUGGGACCCUGCGGAUCCACUCUUUUUCCUAUUCAAAGAUCAGCCUUUUAUCUCUGUGUUUUCACAUCGAGAAUUCUUUGCAGAUGA